GCCUGUGUGUGUUCCGCUCAGAAGAGGGGACCCGGAGAGCAGUCCAGGCUCGGCGCGCGGCGGAGCUGCGGCUCUUCCUGUGGCUGGGGGGGAGCGGCGAGGUGGCCGCCUUGCGCCUCCUCGGACUUCCCAAGUGGGGGCAGAGCAACCGCUCACCGAGCCGCCAGUUAGAAGGCACAGGGAAAGAGGGACGGCCAAACUCCUCCUCAGCAUCUCCUCUCCACCCCCUUUUGGCUCCUGCCCUUCGAGAAAGUGGAGUGUGGCUCUUGGUUAUCAUUAUUUCUUCGGACUGCUUCGUGGUGCACGGAUUCAGCGGCUUCCCAGUGGGGUUUUCCGCUGUUGGCGCGUCUCUCUGUGUGGUUCCGCCCGGCACACCUCUGUCGACGAUGAGGAAAGGUCUACGGGAGACAGCGGCCCGCUGCGGACUGGGACUGGGAUACGUGUUGCAAAUGCUCGUGCUACCUGCCCUGGCCCUCCUCAGUGCCAGCGGUACCGGCUCGGCCGCUCAAGACGACGACUUUUUUCAUGAACUCCCAGAAACCUUUCCAUCCGAUCCACCUGAACCUCUACCACAUUUUCUUAUUGAGCCUGAAGAAGCUUAUAUUGUGAAGAAUAAGCCUGUGAACCUCUAUUGUAAAGCCAGUCCCGCCACCCAGAUCUACUUCAAGUGCAAUAGUGAAUGGGUUCAUCAGAAGGACCACAUAGUAGAUGAGAGAGUAGACGAAACCUCUGGUCUCAUUGUCCGGGAAGUGAGCAUUGAGAUUUCGCGCCAGCAAGUCGAAGAACUCUUUGGGCCUGAAGAUUACUGGUGCCAGUGUGUGGCCUGGAGUUCAGCGGGCACCACAAAGAGCAGGAAGGCCUACGUGCGCAUCGCAUAUCUACGGAAGACAUUUGAGCAGGAACCCCUGGGAAAGGAAGUAUCCUUGGAACAGGAGGUGUUGCUCCAGUGUCGACCACCUGAAGGGAUCCCAGUGGCUGAGGUGGAAUGGUUGAAAAAUGAAGACAUCAUUGAUCCCGUUGAAGAUCGGAAUUUUUAUAUUACUAUUGAUCACAACCUUAUCAUAAAGCAGGCCCGCCUCUCAGAUACUGCAAACUAUACUUGUGUGGCCAAAAACAUCGUUGCCAAGAGGAAAAGCACGACAGCAACUGUCAUAGUCUAUGUCAAUGGUGGCUGGUCCACCUGGACAGAGUGGUCUGUGUGUAAUAGCCGCUGUGGACGAGGAUAUCAGAAGCGCACAAGGACCUGCACCAACCCAGCACCACUCAAUGGUGGUGCCUUCUGUGAGGGGCAGAGUGUGCAGAAAAUAGCCUGUACUACCUUAUGCCCAGUGGAUGGCAGGUGGACUUCAUGGAGCAAGUGGUCUACUUGUGGGACCGAGUGCACGCACUGGCGCAGGAGGGAGUGCACGGCGCCCGCCCCCAAGAACGGAGGCAAGGACUGUGAUGGCCUCGUCUUGCAAUCCAAGAACUGCACUGAUGGGCUUUGCAUGCAGAGUUUCCUUUAUCCUAUUUCAACUGAACAGAGAACCCAGAAUGAAUAUGGAUUUUCUUCUGCUCCUGACUCAGAUGAUGUUGCUCUGUAUGUUGGCAUUGUGAUAGCUGUGAUAGUUUGCCUGGCCAUUUCUGUAGUGGUGGCCCUAUUUGUGUAUCGCAAGAAUCAUCGCGACUUUGAGUCUGAUAUUAUUGACUCCUCGGCACUCAAUGGAGGCUUUCAGCCCGUGAACAUCAAGGCAGCGAGACAAGAUCUCCUGGUGGUACCCCCAGACCUCACAUCGGCCGCAGCCAUGUACAGAGGACCCGUCUAUGCUUUGCAUGAUGUCUCAGACAAAAUCCCAAUGACUAACUCUCCAAUUCUGGAUCCACUGCCCAACCUGAAAAUCAAAGUCUACAACACCUCAGGUGCAGUCACCCCCCAAGAUGACCUCUCUGAGUUCGCAUCAAAGCUGUCUCCUCAGAUGACCCAGUCCUUGUUGGAGAAUGAGGCCCUCAAUGUGAAGAAUCAGAGUCUAGCGAGGCAGACUGACCCAUCCUGUACUGCGUUUGGCACCUUCAACUCUCUGGGGGGUCACCUCAUUGUUCCCAAUUCAGGAGUAAGCUUGCUGAUUCCCGCUGGGGCCAUUCCCCAAGGGAGAGUCUACGAAAUGUAUGUGACUGUACACAGGAAAGAAAAUAUGAGGCCACCCAUGGAAGACACCCAGACACUCUUGACCCCUGUGGUGAGCUGUGGGCCUCCCGGAGCUCUGCUGACCCGCCCUGUUAUUCUCACUAUGCAUCACUGCGCAGAUCCCAAUACCGAAGACUGGAAGAUACAGCUCAAGAACCAGGCAGCACAGGGACAGUGGGAGGAUGUGGUGGUGGUUGGGGAGGAGAACUUCACCACCCCCUGCUACAUUCAGCUGGAUGCAGAGGCUUGCCACCUCCUCACAGAGAACCUUAGCACCUAUGCCCUGGUCGGGCAGUCCACCACCAAAGCUGCUGCGAAGCGCCUGAAGCUGGCCAUCUUCGGGCCACUUUGCUGUUCCUCUCUGGAGUACAGUGUUCGAGUCUACUGUCUGGACGAUACGCAGGAUGCCCUGAAGGAAGUACUGCAGCUUGAGAGACAGAUGGGAGGACAGCUCCUAGAAGAACCUAAGGCUCUUCAUUUUAAAGGCAGCACCCACAACCUGCGCCUGUCGAUUCACGAUAUCGCCCAUUCGCUCUGGAAAAGUAAAUUGCUGGCCAAAUACCAGGAAAUUCCUUUUUAUCAUAUCUGGAGUGGGUCUCAAAGAAACCUCCACUGCACAUUCACUCUGGAAAGAUUUAGCCUGAACACAGUGGAGCUGGUCUGCAAACUCUGCGUGCGGCAGGUGGAAGGAGAAGGGCAGAUCUUCCAGCUCAGCUGCACCGUGUCGGAGGAACCCACUGGCAUUGAUCUGCCUCUGCUGGACCCAGCGAGCACCAUCACCACCAUGACCGGCCCCGGUGCUUUCAGCAUUCCUCCCCCCAUCCGGCAGAAGCUCUGUAGCAGCCUGGACGCCCCACAGACCAGAGGGCAUGACUGGAGGAUGCUGGCCCAUAAGCUGAACCUAGACAGGUACUUGAAUUACUUUGCCACCAAAUCCAGCCCAACUGGCGUAAUCCUGGAUCUCUGGGAAGCACAGAACUUCCCAGAUGGAAACUUGAGCAUGCUGGCGGCCGUCCUGGAAGAAAUGGGAAGGCAUGAAACAGUAGUAUCGUUAGCAGCAGAAGGACAGUACUGACCCACGCCAGAACUGGAAAUGAAGGGCGGGAAUGCACCGGGGGU
Molecule: messenger RNA, 3283 nt
Organism: Lontra canadensis (Northern American river otter)
Lineage: Eukaryota; Metazoa; Chordata; Mammalia; Carnivora; Mustelidae
Gene: UNC5C
Product: unc-5 netrin receptor C
Exons: 17
Coding region: 387-3239 (950 amino acids)
Biological process (GO): netrin-activated signaling pathway
Cellular component (GO): membrane
Molecular function (GO): netrin receptor activity; protein binding
Source: RefSeq, a predicted model, not a curated record